GUGAGAGAAUUGAAAGAACUGUCUUGAAGGAAUAAAAAAAGUGUUUAGUGCAAGAGCAAACUGAAAAUCUGUAAUAAUGAGAUAAAAUUCUACCAAAACUCCAUGUUCAGAUCAUUAUAUCUGGAGGAUCCUGAUCAUCGAGUAAUGGACGAUACAUGACACAUUCGUCGAAAUACAAAAUAAAUUCAAGAAACGUAAUCGUAUUCAAAGAUGUGGUGGAUCUUGUUAUUAAGCUGCUGGUCAUAUCCUUCGUGGAGUAUGACUUGGUAUCCUCCAGCUACCUUGAAGGCAAUGCACGGAGAACAAAUAGAUCUUGUAGAUGCUAACUCUACUAAUCUUAUUUGGACAAGAAAUACUGCGAGUAACGGCGUUUCAAUUGAUGGACCAGAAUCCAUCGAUUUGAUCGACUCAGGGCAAUCUCCCAUCAAUUCUGUCGAUCGCGACCGCGAACCGCUGGACGAAGUAGAGCGUAUCGAACCCAGGCAGUGGCCAGGCAAGCCGGAUAUCCUACCGACUCGCAGUACCGCACCUUUCACCACGGAAAGGUCUUUACCGCCUAGAUCUCCACAACCCACAACGUUGGCGCAAAGAGAUCCUUCAACACAAAGAUUUCCUACGAUUACUGCACCACCUCCGACGGUCACUGUCGAGGAAGUCUUCUGCGAUUUCGGGCCAUCACCGUCAAUGCCACUUUGCGAAUGGCAAAAUGGCAAUGGUGCUUUGGAUUGGACUUCAGGAACUGGAAUGGGCACCAACUGGUUGGGUGGACCAUCGGGCGAUGCUAGCGGCUCAAUGGAGGGAGGAUAUGCCUUUCUGGAGACAUCACAGGUACCUUCAAAGGAUGUGAAGUUCAAGAGUUCCGGAGGUCUUUUACACAGUCCGCAAUUGGGCAGCACCGGGGUAUCUGGCACUUGUUUUAUGUUCAAAUACACCAUGGACGGUCUCAGUAUCGCAGGACUACGAGUAUUGCUUCAUGUUGGAACGGACGCGUUCUCAUUUAAAAAGGAACAGCCAGAUGUGACAGAGGAAUUGCCUGUAGAAAAUAUCACAGUGUCUUGCGAACCGGCAAAUCUGCCAGAAAUCGUAGACGAGCGCGUAAUGUGGCACGCGCAAUAUUACACGCUCGGAGCAUGGCAGCAGGCUCAAAUACUUUAUACUUAUCCUGAAUUACACUCGAUAGUUAUUGAAGGCGUGCCAGUAGACUCCACGGAUCCAUCGCGUCUGUAUCGCGGAUAUAUCGCUAUCGACGACAUAGAUCUGCAGCCUGGUACGUCGUGCGUUGGAUUCUGUAAUUUUGCCGCUGGCUUCUGUGACUGGAACAAUGAUGCGGAAGAUGAUUUCGACUGGACUAUAAGUCGUGGAAGCGCAAAUCCCACGACCGGUCCAGCAAUGGAUAGUUCCAGCGACCGUGCCACAGCCGGUGGUUACGCUUUCAUUGAUUCCGGAUUCCCGCGAAGACCUGGCGACACGGCGAAACUCAUAAGUUCGAGCUUCCCAGCAACAAUGUUGGAUGCACCAAUGUGCAUGCAUUUCUGGUUCCACAUGUUUGGAACUGGAAUCGGUUACCUAAAGUUAUUUCUACGUCAUUUUCGCAGUUCAGAUACACAGCUACAAGAGAUUUGGGGUCUGUCCGGAAAUGCGGGCAAUGCCUGGUUCAUGUCACAAGUUACAAUCAGCUCCCUCGAUGAUUAUCAGCUAGUUUUUGAAGCAUCAGUAGGAAUCACUGGCAUGGGGGACAUCGCAAUCGAUGAUAUUUCGUAUGGGCCAGGUGCUUGCCCUGUUUCACCUCAAGUGGCUGCUCCGAUAUCGCGGGAUUGCACCUUUGAGAUUGAUGAAUGUGAGUGGAUUAACUCACGAGAUCCAGAUCGUGUCGAUUGGGAAAGAGAAUCUACUCAGGUGUUAGGCCCGAGGAAUCAAAGGAAACCGUACAGCAGUGGACACACAAUUAAUCGACGCAAUGAAUAUUUUUUGGGCCUUGGACGUCUUCGAGGUGGUCCACGAUCAUCUGGAGGUGGUACCGCUCAGCUAGUCAGUCGACAGAUGAAGGCUUCCGAAGAAACGUCCUGCAUUACAUUUUGGUAUUUUAUGUUCGAGCCCUUCAUUGAUUCCACAGGACCUAGUUUAGGAGUUUUGCGAUUAUACGUGCAAACAGAGAGUGAUAGUUCGAAAGCUAAACCUAUAUGGCAAUUAUACAAUAAUCAAGGUCCCACAUGGAACUACGCUCAAGCUAACAUCAAUCAAAAUACAGACUUUAAUAUCGUAUUUGAGGGCACUUGGGGUCCAAACAGAGCUACUGGUAGCAUAGGAAUUGAUGAUAUCUCCUUUUAUACCGGAAAUUGCAGUGUGAAACCAACGAGUGCAGUCGUUCGUCUAGAAGAUUGUAGCUUUGAGAAGGAUUUAUGUGGAUGGGAGAACAUAACUAUUUCUGAUAACCGUGCUGUAAUGUGGCAGCGUGCGUUUCAGACCCAUCGACCGGCUCAAUUAUUGGACAGAACUUUUGGUGCGCCUGGCGAUUUUGUAUUCUUUGACAUCUUUACAACAAACAAGGAAUCAACGAAGGUUCAAUUACAAUCGCCUAUCAUUAAUGCUUCGCCCGAUGAAGAGUUUGUAUGUUUCACUUUUUGGUUCGCUGCUUUUGGCGUGGAGGAGUCUACCACUCUACGAGUAAUUAAAAUGCCUACCGAAGAAACUGAGGGAGAGAGUGAAGGCGAACAGGAGCAACCGUUAUGGUCAUUGACAGCCAAAGGAUUAAAUAAUCCACGACCGGUAUGGAUGGCGGCACAAGUGGCAAUUGAAGCGCGAACUCCAUAUCGACUUAUUCUUGAGGGAAGCGCCAGUAAUGGAGGCUUCGCUGUUGACGAUAUAAAAUUUCAACCUUUAUCCUGCACAAUUCGACCACCCAGUGCUCAACCAAUCCAAAGCGAGGCUCAAUGAAAAAAAUCAUCUAAUAAGUUUCUCUUAACGUUGAAAUAAUCGUUUUUAUCAAGCAUUUAGGAUUUAUACUUGUAAUAUUAAUAUUGUACUUAAUUACAUUAUCAAUAGAA
Molecule: messenger RNA, 3044 nt
Organism: Acromyrmex echinatior (Panamanian leafcutter ant)
Lineage: Eukaryota; Metazoa; Arthropoda; Insecta; Hymenoptera; Formicidae
Product: MAM and LDL-receptor class A domain-containing protein 1
Cellular component (GO): membrane
Source: RefSeq, a predicted model, not a curated record